AUGUCUGGGUUGGAGUUUGGACGAGAGCCGGUCCGUUGGCGGAGACUGCCGGAGUUCACGCCUUCGUUGUCACCUGCACUGCCGCUCCCCGUCGAGUUCGUUGCGGGCGGCGAGGGCAGACCAGACGAGGAAGACAACGGACUGAGUGGUUCAGGGAGGUCGGGCAGAGAAGGGGGCGUCGAUGUGCAGGACGGGGUGUCAUUGCACGGGACAGAAAAACAUGCAGGUGAGGUUGACGGCGGAGACGACGGUAUACUCGUCACCUUCGGCGGCGAGGACAGCCGGGAGCUGGAGCGAAGAGGAAUGGCUCCGGCGUCACAGACCACGUUGUGCAGCCUCGUUUCCAGGGUGUCGAAGUUCAAUUGCAGCCUGCUGCUUUCAGACGCCUCUACAGCCGCGCCGUCCCCGCAGCUCACCUCACUGUCGCUGUUUCUGGACCACCUCACCGCUCAGGCUAUGAGGUUGCGGUACGGGAGUUUGUAG
Messenger RNA from Postia placenta MAD-698-R-SB12, 483 nucleotides. RefSeq lists its product as hypothetical. The transcript has 2 exons. The coding region runs from base 1 to 483 and encodes 160 amino acids. The record is from RefSeq and is a predicted model, not a curated record. Lineage: Eukaryota; Fungi; Basidiomycota; Agaricomycetes; Polyporales; Adustoporiaceae.